AUGAAUUCAACAACUCCACAAUUUCGUGAUAUUACCAAUAACAAUUUUGGCGAUAAUACCAGGAUCCAUCAGGGCGAUAUUCACAACUACGAUAACCACGCGCGUGGUCAGGCAGACCCUUGCCUAGCAGAUUUACGAAUCACCGAUCCCCGCGAUGACAAAACGCGUAUUGAGGAAACCAAAGGCAGCCUACUUAGGGACUCAUACUGCUGGAUCCUAGACCAUGCUGACUUUCAGACGUGGCGUAACGAUCCGCAGUUUCGACUACUCUGGAUAAAAGGGGAUCCUGGCAAGGGAAAGACUAUGCUGCUAUGCGGCAUUAUUAAUGAACUAGAGAAGUUCAAAGUAUAUCGAUUAUCAUAUUUCUUUUGCCAGGCGACUGAGACAAGACUAAGAAGUGCGACGGCCGUACUGCGGGGGCUAAUCUAUAGCCUUAUUGUUCAACAGCCAUCGCUUAUUUCUUAUGUGCGAGAGAAGUACGAUCACGCAGGCAAACAGCUAUUUGAAGAUAUAAACGCCUGGGCAGCUCUGUCUAAGAUAUUAAAGGCAAUACUUAAUGAUCCCUGUCUUAAAGAUGUGGUCUUGAUCAUUGACGCUCUCGAUGAGUGCACAGAAGAACUUCCACGCCUUCUUCAUUUUAUUAGAGAGAUUUCCUCUCGCAACUGGUCUAAUAUUGAGAAUAAACUCAAAAAUGCUGAGCAGAAGAUCAGUCUAUGUCUCGAGCUAAAUGAAGAUUACAUCUCGGCCGCUGUUCAAACUUAUAUCCAUUAUAAGGUGAAUGUUCUAGCGGAAGAGAACAGCUAUAAUAAUAAAAUAAGAGAAGAGACCGAACGCUACUUACUUUCUAACGCCAAUGAUACCUUUCUCUGGGUGGCAUUAGUGUGUCAGAAUCUCAACAAUGUCGGAAGCCGGAAGGUUCUGAAAAAGCUGAAAACUUACCCACCUGGCCUCAAUUCCCUCUAUGAAAGGAUGCUAGACAAGAUACUCAAAUUAGACGACGACGACGACGACGACGACGAUGACGAUGACGAUGUGUCACUCUGCAAAAAAGUCCUGACUAUAGUAUCGACAGUCUACCGGCCACUUACCUUACAUGAACUUCAUUCUCUUAUUGGAAGCCCUCAGGAGUUUUCGGAAGACAUCUCGUCAUUUGCAGAGAUAAUACAUCUUUGCGGCUCUUUUCUCACCAUUCGUGGUGAUACAAUCUACUUUAUCCAUCAAUCAGCGAAAGAUCACUUGACUACAGACAAAGACUGGUCUAGUAUCUCUCCUUCUCGUGCAAAAGAUAUUCAUUAUACUAUCUUUUCUCAAUCACUCCAACCUAUGAACACCACGUUACGACGUGAUAUCUACAGCUUAGGAACUCAUGGAUAUCAUAUCAGCCAACUCCAGCAACCCAAUCCGGAUCCCCUGAUCGCGGUACGGUACUCAUGCAUCUACUGGAUUGACCAUCUCUGCGACUACAAUACUAGCGAUUGUAUGGAGAGUGCCCUCCAAGAGGGAGGCUUAGUUGAUGUAUUCAUGCGCCAUCAUUUUCUCCACUGGUUGGAGGCGUUAAGUCUUCAAGGCAUGUCAGAAGGCAUCCUUGCAAUAGCAAGGCUUAUAGGUCUACUUGCAGAACAAACGCCUGAGAGCCAAGUAUUAAGCUUAGUACAAGAUGCCCGACGAUUUUUUCUUCGGAAUAAAUCGGUGAUUGAAUCUACACCGCUCCAAGUAUAUGUGUCUGCUCUUAUCUUUAGCCUUCUACAGAGUAAAAUACGAAAAAUAUUCAAGGAUGAAGAGCCGUCAUGGAUGCUAUUAAAGCCAGCUGUGGAAGCAGGCUGGGAUGCCUGUCUGCAGGCUCUAGAGGGCCAUAAUGACUGGGUAACCUCGGUGGUCUUCUCACCCGAUGGCCAGCGGCUCGCUUCGGGUUCACAGGAUAAGACAGUCAGAGUAUGGGAUGCAAACUCAGGCGCCUGUCUGCACACUCUAGAGGGCCAUAAUGGCUCGGUAAACUUAGCGGUUUUCUCACCUGAUGGCCAGCGGCUCGUCUCAGGUUCACACGAUAACACAGCCAGAGUAUGGGACGCAAACUCAGGCACCUGUCUGCAGACACUAGAGGGCCAUAAUGACUGGGUAACCUCGGCGUUCUUCUCACAUAAUGGCCAGCGGCUUAUCUCAGGUUCACACGAUAACGCGGUUAAAAUAUGGGAUGCAAACUCAGGCGCAUGUCUACAGACUUUAGAGGGCCAUAAUGGCUCGGUAAACUCAGUGGUCUUCUCACCUGAUGGCCACUAUAGCAUAAGCUGUGACGGAACAUGGAUCACAAAAGAUAAUAAGCCGCUAAUUUGGCUGCCCGUAGAGUAUCGACCAACUGCAUCAGCUGUGUUUGGAGCUACAGUUAUUAUCGGGUGUGGGUCAGGUCGGGUAUUAGUAAUGCGGUUUUUAUAUACUAGGCUAGUUAAGAAUGAAAUCGGUUUUAUUUCUAUCAUCGCGACCCAACACAUAGCCACUGAGGAAGACCGCAUAUGA
Trichoderma virens Gv29-8 is the source of this 2511-nucleotide messenger RNA. RefSeq lists its product as uncharacterized. Gene Ontology annotation, biological process: negative regulation of transcription by RNA polymerase II. The record is from RefSeq and is a predicted model, not a curated record. Gene Ontology annotation, molecular function: protein binding. Lineage: Eukaryota; Fungi; Ascomycota; Sordariomycetes; Hypocreales; Hypocreaceae. The transcript has 3 exons. Gene Ontology annotation, cellular component: transcription repressor complex; nucleus. Bases 1 to 2511 code for a protein of 836 amino acids.